This is a messenger RNA of Oryzias latipes (Japanese medaka), 3442 nucleotides long. The record is from RefSeq and is a predicted model, not a curated record. NCBI's taxonomy places the organism in Eukaryota, Metazoa, Chordata, Actinopteri, Beloniformes, Adrianichthyidae.
GCUGACCAUGUUCAUCCCUUUAUGACCACAGUGUACCCAUCUUCUGAUGGCUACUUCCAGCAGGAUAACACGCCAUGUCAUAAAGCUGGAAUCAUCUCAGAUUGGUUCACUGUUCACUGUCCUCAAAUGGCCUCCACAGUCACCAGAUCUCAACCCAAUAGAGCACCUUUGGGAUGUGGUGGAACAGGAGAUUAGCAUCAUGGAUGUGCAGCCGACAAAUCUGCGGCAACUGCGUGAUGCUGUCAUGUCAAUAUGGACCAAACUCUCUGAGGAAUGUUUCCAGUACCUCGUAGAAUCGAUGCCAGGAAGGAUUAAGGCGGUUUUGAAGGCAAAAGGGGGUCCAACUCAGUACUAGCAAGAUGGACCUAAUAAAGUGGCCAUUGUUUAUUGCCAAAAGUAUUCAAUCACCCGUUCAAAUUAAGUUUACACGUUCUGAACUCUUCCUUUUGCCACAGGUUUACAAAUGAAGCAUCUGAGCAUGCAGACUUAUUCUGCAGACUUUUUGAAAGAAUUGAACCACCUGUGUCUGAGCUCACAAAUAAAGUUUUUGGAAGGAUGGGCAAACAUUUCUAUAAAUACACUCCUAACCCUUGUGGAAAGCCUUAUCAGAAGAGUUGAAGAUGUAGCUGCAAAAGGUCAUUCUAAACCAUUUGGAAUAAAAAAUGCAAGACAAAAAACACUUACAGUCCCACUUGUAUCACACCAGUUGGGUUGUGCCAUGCCGACAAGGCUUUAUUGCCAUCCCUGGCUCCACUAAAACUAUUUUUACCAGCAGCACCCAGGCACAGUUAACAAACAAAAUAGAAUAGGAUGUUGUAUCAAGCCGUAUUACUCGUGAGAUCCUCUGUAGCACCACAACUCUGUUCUUGAGUCUAGGGGCCAGGGUGAUGAGAGGCCUCUACACCACUGCAAGGGCCCCGGGACGUAGGAAAGCAAUCACAGCCACUGAAAGAGCGAUACUUUGUAUCCAGAUGGUCUUUGGGAUGCCCCAACUGGAAUGCAUCUCAUUUGAAAGAGAAGCCUCUGCUAGAUCUUCUAAAGACAAGUGGAUACUUUUGGCAAUAUAUAAUGUAUGUGAAGAAUUGAAUGUUUGUCUCCAUGUCAUGGUAAUAAUGAAAGUGUUUUAGGUUUCCGUUUCCCGCUCAUCUGUCGAGUCUCGUUUCUGUUUCACUGUUUUGUAUGUGAGAAUGAAAGACCUCUGCUUUUCUCAAACCCCACUCCCUUAAAAGGAUGUCCCUUUUUCUUAGAAUCACUAUUCUAAAAAUCCAGUCAUGGAAACUCUAGUUCAACUGAAAAACAGCAAAUUUCUGAUGGGACUUUGUCGCAAUGGUCCUCCGUCUGACCUCCAGUAUGAUAACUCCUCAGAACUUUUUCGCUUCUCCACCUUUGCCCGUUUCCCGACUUCAGUGGUCACAGAGCGGAGUCUGGCCAGGGCAGGUUGGUUCUACACCGGCGUAGGCGACCGCGUCCAGUGUUUCAGGUGUAAUGUGACGGCGGAGGGCUGGCUGGCUGGAGACUGCCCGACAGAGAAACACAGGCAGCUCUCCCCCACCUGUCCCUUCAUCCAAAGCCUCCCAUCCACCACCAACCUUCUCUCCUCGUCUCACUCGGCCUUUUCUCCGCUCCGCAUUGCCCAAGCCAUGCCUCUUUCUGGUCAAGGCCCGGCUGCUUCUAACCCCUCAGGAGGCCAAAGUGAGGAGGCAGUUGGCUACUUGAACAUGGCCUUCUCUGCCCCUCCACCCUCCAGCCCGCUGGCCUCUCGGGGUGUGGAGGAUCUGUCCCACCAGAGGCCGACGUGCCACAACCCCAGCAUGCGCAGAGAGCAGGACCGCCUAGAUUCCUUCCAGCCAUGGGCAAUUUCCAUUAUCACUCCUGCAGAGCUCGCCAAGGCGGGUUUCUACUACCUGGGACAAAAUGACAGAGUGGCCUGUUUCAGCUGUGGAGGACAGCUGAGUAACUGGGAGCCAGGUGACAGAGCUGUGUCCGAGCACCAAAGACAUUAUCCCAACUGCCGGUUUGUCCGUGGGGACAGAGCUGACAAUGUGCCAUUGGUCGCUGGGGCGACAGCAUUGUCGGCGGCUGCAUCUUCAGGAGCCCUUGCCCUCACCAGCGUGUCCAACCCGUCCAUGCAGCAAAGCGAAGACAGGCGCCUCACGUUUGUUAACUGGCCAUCACGAAUACCUGUGCGCCCAGAACAGCUGGCCAAAGCUGGAUUCUACUACGUAGGAAGAAACGACGACGUCAAGUGUUUCUGCUGCGAUGGAGGCCUGCGGUGCUGGGAGUCUGGAGAUGACCCGUGGGUGGAACACGCUAAAUGGUUUCCUCGGUGUGAGUAUUUGCUCCAGGAGAAGGGACAAGAUUUUGUUCAUCAGAUUCAAGCUCGCUUUCCUCGACUCUUUGAGCAGCUUCUAACAAACGGAGAAAACAGUUCCAGAGAGUUUGUAGAUCCACCUGUGGUCCAUUUGGGUCCAGGAGAGGACCGGUCCGAGGAUGCCGUAAUGAUGAACACUCCUGUGAUCAAAUCCGCUUUAGAGAUGGGCUUCGAGCGCAGCCUGGUGAAGCAAACUGUCCAGAGCAAGAUUCUGACCAGCGGAGAGAAUUACCGGACUGUUCAAGAGCUGGUCUCAGACCUGCUGAGCGCUGAGGACCAGAAACGGGAGGAGGAGCGGGAGAUGCUGGCAGAGGCCAUGGCAUCAGAUGGUUUCACGUUUGUGAAGAGACACCAGGCGGCACUAAUCCAGCGUCUGAAGAGCGUCGAACCAGUGCUGGAGCAUUUAAGAGAACAAAACGUGUUGUCUGCUGAGGAAUAUGGCAGUCUCCUGGCUCAAACAUCUGCCCAACAACAAACUGCAAGACUAAUAGAGUUGGUCCUGAACAAGGGAAACGCCGCUGCAGAAGUCUUCCGCAACUGGAUCCAGAAAAACGAUGUUCAUCUACUCAGAGAUCUCAUGGCUCAGUCAAAUGAAGCAUCCUCUCCAAGUCAAGAUCUUUCAGAUCUCCCAAUGGAGGAGCAGCUCCGACGUCUGCAGGAAGAGCGCACAUGCAAGGUCUGCAUGGACAAAGAAGUCAACAUUGUGUUCAUCCCAUGUGGACACCUAGUGGUGUGCAAAGAAUGCGCCCCAUCACUGCGAAAGUGCCCGAUCUGCCGAGGCCUGGUCAAAGGCACGGUCCGAACCUUCCUGUCUUAGCCUCGGUGCAUCACAGCCAAAUGACAACACUGUUUAUUACUGGCAGAGAAGACACCUUUCUUCUCUCAUUUAGACGGUUUUAUUUCUUAGUGAGUUACAGAAGAUACCAGAGAAACAUGGACAGGCAUUGGCUGAGCCGUGUGUGAAGUUAGCACCAAGUUUGUUUGGGUUUUUUUGUAACUAAAACAAAUUGUAAAAUAUUUUGCACACAUUAAGUUAAAACAUAAUAUAUUAAAAUUUCACUUUGUAAAUGA